AUGGAUCUGGAGGAUAUGAGGGAGGUGGAAGAAAACUCGUACGUUGAUAUGAGUGGAACGAAUAAAACCACAACGAUCGCAAGCUCCUCAACGGAUAUCGAAACCGGAGACGACCCGUCACAAAUGGACCCCAGGGAAGAGUGCAAUCCAAAGUUUGAUGUGAUGGAAGAAAAUUCCUACGACCUCACCACGGAUCAGAUUCUUUACGAUGAAUGUCAGCAGGAGGUCUGCUACGAACAGGAACCAAUGGCGCCUUUAAGAAGUCCUACACCGGACAGCCGGAUGGACGAAAAUCAGUGCCCUUACGGUGGGUUACCAGCGUCUCAUUUGCGUCUCCAGCAGUCCCCGAAGCAUGGAACACUGUUCAAGCAAGAAAAGCGCCUGUUUUUCGAUCAGUUCAAGAAGUAUUACGUGGGGCUGAUCGGAAAAUGGCUCUUGAUCUACAACAGCCACAACGAUCUCAGGCCCUGCCAGACGUUGUUUAUCAAAUGCAUCAAGCUAGAUUUGAACUUGAACGAGCAGAUCAACGAGAAGCAUUUGUUUCAGAUCAUCACGCAAGCCGACAUGAAGGUGCACUUUCUUUCACCCAGCUUCCAAGACCUUAACGAGUGGAUCGUGGCGAUCGAGAAUAAUCUGAUCGAGAAGCCCGACCGUACGGAUGAAGGCCCGAUACUGCAAGCUGCUAGGAGAUUACCUUUGCCUCCUUAUUGUGCUAGCGAGGAUGAGACCGAUAUGCACGUGGCAGCUCACGCUGACGACGGGAUAUAUGAAGAGCCUGUGUUAUGUUUAAAGACAGAAACCGAAACUAAAACCAAGGAGCAAACCCACGGGUACGAUACGCCCAAGCCACUGAACUUCGUACGACCGGACAACGAUUCCGCGAUCAGCAAGAACUGUUCGGAUUCGCCUACACACAGUAAGAAGCCAGAUUUGCCGGCUAAAGCUGCUAAAGAAGAGUUAGGAUCUGGAGGGGCUAGCCCCGCACGUUCGCCGAUGAAGAGUUGGAUCAAAACUCGAUUCAAUCGAUCUCCACCAGAUCCUAUCGAAGGGAAAGCUUCCAAAAAAGCGCUCAAAAAGCUGUCGUUUGAAGAACUAUCGACGGUUGAUGCAUCCAGCCAGCCCAAUUCACAAACGGCGACGUCAAAUAAGCACCUGUCGGUGGAUACUGGCUCUAAAUUCACCCUGGCAACUACAGGUUCUAGCAAGGGCACAAAGAUCAACAUGAUCAUAAGCCAGCUGGAGGCGAAUGGUCAACUGAAUCUGCUCUCGAAAAGACUAAAUGAAACCAACAAACGAUACACGUGGGUUGCAGAAAGUGUUACCGGUUGA
Messenger RNA from Anopheles nili, 1329 nucleotides. RefSeq lists its product as uncharacterized. The record is from RefSeq and is a predicted model, not a curated record. The transcript has a single exon. Lineage: Eukaryota; Metazoa; Arthropoda; Insecta; Diptera; Culicidae. Bases 1 to 1329 code for a protein of 442 amino acids.